AUGCGAGGCCCUACGGCAGAUGGGGCGAAGGUCCCCUUCUGUAACGCCAAGGAAGAAAUCUGUGCCCGGGUCGAAACCUCGGAGGGCGACAGCGGCCGGGAGAGGCCGGACGCGCGCGGGCAGCGCCAGGACAUCGUCUGGAGGAACGUGGUCUGGAUGAGCCUGCUCCACCUGGGGGCCGUGUACUCGCUCGUGCUCAUCCCCAAAGCCCAGCUGCUCACGCUGCUCUGGGCCUACUUCUGCUUCAUCCUGACUGCCCUGGGCGUGACAGCUGGUGCCCAUCGCUUAUGGAGCCACAGGUCCUACAAGGCCAAGCUGCCCCUGAGGAUAUUUCUGGCUGUUGCCAACUCCAUGGCUUUCCAGAAUGACAUCUUUGAGUGGUCCAGGGACCACCGAGUCCACCACAAGUACUCAGAGACGGACGCUGACCCCCACAACGCCCGUCGAGGCUUCUUCUUCUCCCACAUUGGCUGGCUGUUUGUUCGCAAGCAUCGAGAUGUCAUUGAGAAGGGGAGGAAGCUUGACGUGACUGACCUGCUGGCUGAUCCCGUGGUCCAGUUCCAGAGAAAGUACUAUAAGAUCAGCGUGGUGCUCAUGUGCUUCAUGGUCCCCACACUGGUGCCCUGGUACCUCUGGGGAGAAAGCCUGUGGAAUUCCUACUUCUUGGCCUCUAUCCUCCGUUAUACUAUUUCGCUCAACGUCACCUGGCUGGUCAACAGUGCUGCUCACAUGUAUGGAAAUCGGCCCUAUGACAAGCACAUCAGUCCUCGGCAGAACCCGUUCGUUACCCUGGGUGCCAUUGGUGAAGGUUUCCACAAUUACCAUCACACCUUCCCCUACGACUACUCUGCAAGUGAAUUUGGCUUAAAUUUCAACCCAACCACCUGGUUCAUUGACAUCAUGUGCUGGCUGGGGCUGGCCACUGACAGGAAACGGGCAUCCCAGUCCGUAAUCAAUGCCCGGAGAGCAAGGACUGGAGACGGCAGUAUGUGA
This is a messenger RNA of Elephantulus edwardii (Cape elephant shrew), 993 nucleotides long. It is a transcript of the gene SCD5, whose product is annotated as stearoyl-CoA desaturase 5. Bases 1 to 993 code for a protein of 330 amino acids. Gene Ontology annotation, molecular function: oxidoreductase activity, acting on paired donors, with oxidation of a pair of donors resulting in the reduction of molecular oxygen to two molecules of water. NCBI's taxonomy places the organism in Eukaryota, Metazoa, Chordata, Mammalia, Macroscelidea, Macroscelididae. Gene Ontology annotation, biological process: lipid metabolic process. The record is from RefSeq and is a predicted model, not a curated record. The transcript is spliced from 5 exons.